UUUAAAAAUCCCCAUCAUCCAAUCAGAAAAUAGAUCCGUUUUAAACAGAAUUCUGGCAGCCAAUCACUGAGCUUCGCGCCUUCGUCGGCGUUGGUAGGCUGCGUCGUCAGAGAGGGAGGAACGGACUUAGCGCCGAGAGCAUAUUUCUCUUUUAAAUAUUAAUAUAAUUUUUUUUAACUUAAAGGGAUAUAUCCCGUUUUACGUACUCUGGACUAAUUUUCUGCAGGAACAGGUCGAGAUGCCAGUUGUGCGGUUUCAGGCUGGAGAUACUGUGAUGGGCCGCUGGCCCGGCAGUAACCUCUACUACGAGGUCAAAGUGCUGAGCCACUCUCCCAAGUCUCAGCUCUACACCGUCGUCUACAAAGACGGCACAGAACUGGAGCUAAAGGACGCAGAUAUCAAGAGCGUGACUGGAUUCAGGCAGGGCUCCGUCCGCUCUCGGUCCCGGUCUCGCUCCCGUUCUCCUGCGCGGACUCGCCGAAGUCGCUCGCGCUCUCCGGCAAGAACAUCCCGUCGCUCUUCAUCCCACACCACCGAGACACGCAGAGACAAACUGAAAGAUGUGCUGGAGGUGCGCCUCACGCCUGUGACCCGGCGCGGAUCCGGAGCCUAUCCCGGGAUCACUGAGCACAAGACAAUGCCUCUGGUGAACAAUAGCAGCAAUGAGCAUGAAAAGAAAGAGGAGAAUGACACAGCUAACAAAGUUGUUGAGGUAAAGGAAGAAACAGAGAACCAGGUAAGUGGGCGCUACAAUCUUCGCCGCAGGAGGGAGCCGGGGGAAGAGCGACCGUUCGAGCUGAAGGACGCAGAGCCAGUUGUGUUUCUGGCCACACCGCAGCAGACCAGCAAGACUACUGACCUGGAGUUUGGAGGAAGGAUUGGUGUGUUCUUUUUGCUGUUGCUGCUUCCUGUGGUGGUGCUGGCUCUGCUUAUUCUCUGUGGCCAGAAGGAUUCUAGUCUCCUCAGCUUUCCUCGCAUGCUUCCCACACUUGACUCUCUCUGGGACUGGCAGGUUUUUGGCAUCACGCUCCUUUGGCUGCUCUUCCAGGCUGUCCUCUCCCUACUCCCUAUUGGCAAGGUUGUUAAUGGAAUGCCUCUGAAGAACGGAAAAACACUGAAAUACAGGAUUAAUGGGUUUUAUGCGCUACUCGUCAGUGCUGUAGCAGUAGGCGCUGGUGUAUAUAACGGGGUGGAUCUUGGCUACAUCCACACUCAUUUCCUCCAGUUCUACACCUCCGCCCUGCUCGUCUCCAUCCUACUCAGUAUCUACCUGUUUGUCCGUUCCCGUUCGGCCUCUGAUGAUGACCGAGCUCCAGCUGGCAACUCUGGUUAUGUGAUAUAUGAUUUCUUCAUGGGACGUGAGCUGAAUCCACGAAUCAAAAAUUUUGAUAUCAAAUUCUUCUGUGAAAUGCGUCCAGGACUUAUUGGUUGGCUUGUGUUUAACUUUGCUAUGUUACUUGCUGAGAUGAAGCUUCAGAGUCUUGACACCCCGUCUUCAGCCAUGCUGCUUGUGAAUGGCUUCCAGCUGGUUUGGGUUGCUGAUGGCCUCUGGCAUGAGGAGAAACUUCUAACCAUGAUGGACAUUUUGCAUGAUGGGUUUGGGUUCAUGCUGGCUUUUGGAGAUCUGGCCUGGGUUCCCUUUACUUUCACCUGUCAGUCCUACUACCUUGCCAGUCACCCCAGUGACCUCCCUGUGUUUUGGAUUGUUGCCAUCAUCUUAAUGAAUGCCAUUGGCUACUACAUAUUCCGGAAAGCCAACUCGCAGAAAUUUGCUUUCCGAAGAAAUCCGUUCGAUCCUACCUUGUCUCAUCUGAAAACGAUUCCAACUGCAACUGGAAAGAGCCUCAUUGCGUCGGGUCUGUGGGGUUUUGUCCGUCAUCCGAAUUACCUUGGUGACAUCCUUAUGGCUUUGGCCUGGUCCUUAACAUGUGGUUUUAAUCACGUGAUUCCUUAUUUUUAUCUGAUUUACCUAAUCAUCCUGCUGGUGCAUCGGGAGGCGCGAGAUGAGCAUCAGUGUAGGAAGAAGUAUGGCUUGGCGUGGGAGAAGUAUUGCGAAGCGGUGCCGUACCGCAUCUUCCCCGGGGUCUACUGAGAACAUUUGGGGCAUACAAAAUUUCCUGUGGAGCAUCUGAGUGAAAAUCUUAAUUCUAAGAGUAAAAAAACCACUGAGGGUGUUACUGAGCAACUUGGCAGCUAUUUGGAUCCUAGAAGAAAACCGUGUUUUAAUUAGAAUAAUUUGUAAAAUAUUAGCAUUUUGCCCCAGUUAUAAGCUCUCCUAUGUAUAUUAAUGUACAUACGUGUUUUUCUACUCGAGCAAUUUCUGCCAUGACUCUCUACAACCUUCUCCCAUAUUUGAGAUAUUGAAACAUAUGUUUUGCCUUUUAUUUCUUGACGUAUUCUCUAAUACGUUAAGUUUAAUGCUUUUGUAUAUUAUGUUUGAUGGGAUAUUAAUUGAUUAAUUGUAUUCCUUUUUGGUCUGUUUAUUUUGUUUUCUUUACUUUUUUUCUGUAUAGUGAGAACAGUUAUGCUAUGUCUCAGGACCAGUGCUUUUAUGAAAAGAAAAUGGGAAAAUAAUUAUUUUUUUUUUUAUAAUUUAAGGCAGAUUGUUUUGGAAUUAAUUUUAUCCUUACAUGCUCUGUGGUAAAGAUGUUUGUUUUAGCCAAAAUUUUUAUGAAGUUGCUUAUUGCUUAUUUUAUUUUAAAUUUUGUUCUCGAACAGUAGCUAUUGCUUUUUUUGCAAUGUAUACAAUGCAUGGCACCAAAUAUCACAUUACUCAUUUAUUUCAACUAAAUCUACCAUUGUGACUAUUCUAACAUAACUAUAUGAACAAACAGUUCUUCAAAAGAAGAAAUUGGUGUCUCCAAGUUUCCAAUGUCUUAGUGAUAAUAUUGGUAUAUUAGGCUGAUCAAAUGUAAAUAAAUUGCUGAGAUAUUUUUGAUGUAAAUUAUAAUCUCUUGGUGCAAAUCUUUUUAUUAAAUUUACAAAAUAAUUUGCACAGAAAGAAGUGUUUAUUAGGUAACCUUUAGUCACCUAAUAGAAGCAGGAUCAAAAGACUGGAAACUUCUGUCCUGUGUAGCAAAUCAGUAUUUCAUUAAAUGGGCAGAUUAUCCAGCAUGUACACUGCAAAACUAAUAAUUUAUGUACAUUUGAACCUUUCGCAUUUUAUUGAUAUUUACUGUUUUGUUUUGCUUUGUUUUUUAACCUAUUGACCUUUUUAUUGCUGUUGCUAUUUUAUUUUUGUUUUGGUAGAACUGAAUUUCUUUUCAUCAGCAAUUUAGCCAGUUGUCUUUUGGUUAAUUUGGUAAAUGAGCUAUGUGAGAUGACUGCAAAAUAUUACAUUAUAUGAUUUGUGAAAUGUUCUGUUUGCCUUUCAUUAGAUAACAGAAGAAUACCCCAGGGUUGUUUAUAGAAAAAAAAAAAAAAAGCAAAAAAAAAAUAUAUAUGGCCUAUAAGGCAGGCCUUGCAUUGUAUGUUUUGCCAAAAAUAAAGUAUUUUGCGUAGCCUACUUGUUUUAUUUUAUUAAACAAAAGCAAUCAGCUUCAAUCCAAGCAUCAUUUGAUGUUCAGUUAGAAUCACAUGUUGUGCUCAGCUGAGACCAACACAACUUUCUGGCCAUCUAUUUGACUUUACAAAGGGACUACGUACAAGGGAAAGCCACCAAAUCAAAUGAGUCACUGUUUCUCUGGGAUUUUGUGUUGUGGCUAGUGGUCCAGGUGCUAUUGUGAAGACUGAAUCAUGAUUAUCUGAUAUGUACUACUUUUUUUUUUUCUACACAUUGUACAUUGUGCAUGAAAAUGCAAACACAAAUGCAUGUGUUUGAAUUAUGCGUUCAUAUGUCUCACUGCACUCACAUGGCAACGGAAUAAUAAGUGUUAUAAAUAUUAAAUUUUAUUUACUUAAAGAC
This is a messenger RNA of Pangasianodon hypophthalmus (striped catfish), 3904 nucleotides long. It is a transcript of the gene lbr, whose product is annotated as lamin B receptor. Gene Ontology annotation, molecular function: oxidoreductase activity, acting on the CH-CH group of donors, NAD or NADP as acceptor. The coding region runs from base 239 to 2092 and encodes 617 amino acids. The record is from RefSeq and is a predicted model, not a curated record. The transcript has 15 exons. Gene Ontology annotation, cellular component: nuclear inner membrane. Gene Ontology annotation, biological process: sterol biosynthetic process. Lineage: Eukaryota; Metazoa; Chordata; Actinopteri; Siluriformes; Pangasiidae.